This is a messenger RNA of Ylistrum balloti, 3994 nucleotides long. Its product is annotated as peroxisomal acyl-coenzyme A oxidase 1-like. Gene Ontology annotation, cellular component: peroxisome. Gene Ontology annotation, molecular function: FAD binding; acyl-CoA oxidase activity; fatty acid binding. The coding region runs from base 126 to 2117 and encodes 663 amino acids. NCBI's taxonomy places the organism in Eukaryota, Metazoa, Mollusca, Bivalvia, Pectinida, Pectinidae. The transcript has 14 exons. The record is from RefSeq and is a predicted model, not a curated record. Gene Ontology annotation, biological process: fatty acid beta-oxidation using acyl-CoA oxidase; lipid homeostasis.
CAGUGUCCUCUGAUCCUUCUUUACACUAUAUCCAGUCUGACAGUCGAGACUGUACCACAAGUUGAUCGGGUACUACAACUGGACGGCCAGUCUUUCAGACCGAACCUCACUAAAUCAAACUGACCAUGACUUCUGCUGUCAAUCCGGAUUUGGAGAGAGAAAGAAAGCGAGCCACUUUUAAUGGAGAAAUCCUCACCGAUUUUAUAUACGGGGGAGCUCAUAAAAAGCAGAGGAGGCGUGACAUACAGAAUGCAGUGUUCAGCGAUCCUGAAUACCAAACUUUGAAGCCAUGGGCAUUUUGCAGUCGAGAAGACCUGUACUCUAAUCAUCUACAGAAGGCCAAUAUGGCAAGGCGUUUACAGGAAACACUAAACAUUACAGACCAGGAGGAAGGCUUCAUUAUUAGGCAAUCUCUCUGUUCCAAUGAAUACUUUGGCCUUGGAGUCCAUGGCUUCAUGUUCAUUCCUACUAUACAGAAACUUGGCACAGAGGACCAGAAGAGAAAAUGGCUGCCACUAGCAAAAACUCUUAAAGUUGUAGGAACAUAUGCACAGACAGAGCUAGGUCACGGAACUUUCCUGAGAGGUUUGGAGACUACUGCAACCUAUGACCCUGAAACACAAGAAUUUGUGUUAAAUUCACCUACUAUCACCUCGAUGAAAUACUGGCCUGCAAAUUUGGGGAAAACUGUCAACUGCUGUGUUGUAAUGGCAAAGCUGGUUACACAGGGGAAAAGUCAUGGCAUCCAUUCCUUUGUGGUGUCCCUUAGGGACCUUGAAACACAUAAGACACUUCCAGGAAUUGAAGUCGGAGACAUUGGACCGAAGUUUGGCUUUAAUGAAAAUGAUAAUGGUUAUCUGAGGUUUCACCACGUCCGUAUUCCUCGAGAUCACAUGCUCAUGAGAUAUGCCAAGGUAGCAGAAGACGGGACAUUCACUAGUGCCACCAAUGAAGGAACAAUUUUAACGUACGGCACCAUGUUGUUUGUGCGGGCAAUGAUCGUGACAGGAACUUCCUCUACAUUGGCAAUGGCAUGUACCAUCGCUACAAGAUAUGCUGCAGUGAGGAGACAGACAGAGGUCAAACCUGGUGGGCCAGAGGCACAAAUCAUGGACUACCAAACACAACAGUACAAGUUGUUUCCACUGAUCGCUACAACUUAUGCGUUUCGCUUCACUGGACAAAGGAUAAAUGAUCACUACACAACUAUAAAUUCCAACAUAGAGAAAGGAAACCUGGAAAAUCUGCCUGAGCUUCAUGCUCUGACUGCUGGUCUGAAAGCUUUCUGCACUGCUGUGGCUGCUGAUGGUGUAGAGGUUUGUCGCCUUGCUUGUGGUGGCCAUGGCUAUUCACAUGCUAGUGGUCUCCCGAAAAUCUAUACAAGUGCAACAGUGGAAUGUACAUAUGAAGGAGAAAAUACAGUCAUGUACCUUCAAACAGCACGGUACUUAGUAAAGUGUUACAAUAUGAUGAAGGCCAAGAAGACACUUCCCCCCACCUUCUCAUACAUCACUGAUAAACUGUCAGGAAAGUCAGACCUCGACAGCAAGCUCAACUUUAACAGUAUCAUAGAGGCUUACGAACACAGAGCAGCCAGAUUAGUCAAGGCAGCUGCAUUGAACAUAAGUUUCUGGAUGAAGGCAGGCAAAAACCCCUGGGAAUCCACCAAUAAAAGCUCCAUACAGUUAGUCUGGGCAGCAAAGGCAUGUUGCCAUCUGUUUGUGGUGAAGACCUUCAUCAAUCAGGUGACCUCUAUUGACAUUGACCCUAACGUGAAGUCUGCUCUGACAGUGUUAUGCAGAUUGUAUGCUGUUAAUGGUAUGAUAGAGAACAUGGGGCAAUUUUCUCUGGAUGGGUUCCUGAAUGAGACCCAGAUCAACAUGUUGACCAGGAAGUUGUCCGAUCUUUUGGAGGAGGUGAGGGUAAAUGCCGUCACCUUGGUGGAUGCCUUUGAAUUCAGUGACAAUGAACUGGACAGUUGUCUUGGACGCUACGAUGGACAAGUUUAUGAAGCACUGUACAAGUAUGCAAAGUCUUCACCGCUUAAUGACACCGAUGUUCACAGCUCCUUCCAGAAGUAUCUAGCUCUGCUGAAAUACCAGGGUAGUAAGCUGUAGAGUCAAUUCAUAAAGUGAUGACAGCAUAACACAACAGCUGCCUAUUAUCCUGAAGAAUUGUUAACCUUCAGAUCUAUAUAAAACAGAAACAAAACUAAAACAUGACUCUGAGAUCAGACAGCUGGAGUCAAUAUCUGUUGAAAUUAGUGAAAAUGUGAUUGACAUAAUUCACAAGGACAAGAAUUUAUGAAACAGUCAAUAGCAGAUGUUGUUGAUUCCAUAACAGUUGUAGGGAAAUACUUAAAUUUAGAAUGAUUCUGAUCAAUCCAUGCAGAACCAGUGUAAUACAGAAUUCUCAUGUUUUUUGGUACAAUUUCUUCAUGUUGGUAAUGUCAAUAGAAUAGAAGUUCUCAUAACACAACCAGUAGAAAGAGUGUUUAAAGAGAGUUGCCAAAUUGACUACAGUACAUUGUUACCAUCUUGUGUGUUUUUUGGUCUAUAAAAUGUUUACUUUCUCGCCAUACUAUCUUCGACCUUAGUGUACAUAGAAUUAUAGCUGACUAAGUUGGUGGAUUCCUUACCAUCUCGUACACAAUGUAUUCACUGCUAGUACCCUCCACACUGGUCAUUUGUCUGAUGAAGGUGACCGUGUAGAUCUCAUACACUACAUACUUCACUGCUAGUACGCUCCACACUGGUCAUUUGUUUGAUGAAGGUGGCUGUGUAGAUCUCGUACACUACAUACUUCACUGCUAGUACGCUCCACACUGGUCAUUUGUCUAAUGAAGGUGACUGUGUAGAUCUUGUACACUACGUACGUCACUGCUAGUACUCUCCACACUGGUCUUUUGUCUGAUGAAGGUGGCUGUGUAGUUGAAACGACACACUCAUCUUUUACCAGUUGUGUUAUAAGAACUUCUAUUCUAUUGAAUUCUAAUGUUCUUAUGAAACUGGUGUAAAAAAAUUGUAUUGAUAACAUUAAAAUCAGCAUGUGAUAUACUUUGAUUUGUACUGAACAAAUGAAAAAUAUCCCUUUGAUAUUUGAUUCUGUAUAUUCGUAUUACUAUUACACAUAUUGUAAAGUAAUUUAUUUCUUUGAUUUUUCUCAGAUUUUUAGGUCAUCUGACCUGAAGAUGACCGAUGCAAGAUGUAGCUAUUGUGCUUCGUCCGUCAUUGUGCAUCUUUCGUAAACUAUUCCUUUUAAACACUACUGCUGCUUAAUGCUUGGGUAAAUUUCAACCAAAUAUGGUCUGAAACAUCACUGGGCUAGAGUAUAUUUUCUUUAAUUCAGAAAAUUACCUUGACCCCUAGGCACUUGGAUAAGGGGCCUCAAAAGGAAAAAUUAGACAAUAGUUUACUUCAUAGCACUACUCUACUUUAAUACCUGAAUGGAUUUGAUUCAAAUUUUGUCUUAAACAUCAUAAGGGGUAGGAAAUUAACCUUUAAAUUCAAAGUGUUGAUUUGACUGCAAAAAAUCAGGAACAAGGCCAUAAAAUUGGAUUUACUUCAAAAUCCUACUCUUCCUUAAUGCUGGAAUGGUCUUCAUUCCAAUUUUGUCUGAAACAUCUUGAGGGGUAAGCAGUUGACUUUUUUAUUGAGAAAGUUGAUUGGACCCUUAGGGACUUUUGAGCAGGGACCCAAAAGAGUAAGUUGGACAAUGUUUAGCUUCAAAACAUUACUCUUCCUUAAUGAUUAAUGGAUUACAUUAAAUUUUUUUGUCUGAAACAUCAUCAGAUGUUGGCAAUUGAUUCUUGAUUAAAAUACUAAAGAAGUAUAUUCAUAUCCUGCAAGAAGUCCAUCAUCCUUAAAUUUUGAGUCAAAAUUGUAGGUGUCCCUCGACUUAUUAUAGGUUCCACUUUAGUCUAUUAAUCCCUCCUCCCUCUAGCUUUGAUUCCCGGUGUUAUUGUCACUUCCUAUGCAAGUAGAUGUUCUGUUAG